Molecule: messenger RNA, 3318 nt
Organism: Ambispora gerdemannii
Lineage: Eukaryota; Fungi; Glomeromycota; Glomeromycetes; Archaeosporales; Ambisporaceae
Source: the annotation of a GenBank genome assembly
AUGCAACACAUUAAACAAAACGCCGCGUUAGCAGCGAUAGCACGAUACAAUUCGCGACAAUUAUUAACUAAUAGCAUAGGAGCUAAAACUUCGGUAUUAAAUUCUGCUAAUGGUGGACUUUCAACGGCAAACCGAGGAGGCACGACCGUAGCCGGCAAACUACACUCUUCACGAUACGCGCAACAGCUCGGCUGGAAAAAGUCAAAUAUAUACCAAGACCUCGCCAACAAACGCUUUAAUUCAACCUUAGCAUAUGAUAAUAGUUCUGUUCUAAGCGAGGUUCCUCCGGUUGACAUGAUGCAUUUAGAGUAUGGCAUUGAUUGGCUUCAACGUAUAAGAAAAGGAGUAGAACAGAAUAAUUUACAGUCUAUACUUUACGCUUACAAACAAUUAAUAAAGACUGGCGAACCAAUUUCGCUACAAACAUACAAUUUAAUAUUAAAUGCAAAUCAAAAUCUGCGAACUGAAGGCACACCGAUAAACAGAGCUUGGGAAAUUUACAAUCAUAUGCUCGAGAAUAACGUCGAGCCAGACACACAGACUUAUUCGAUAAUGAUGAAUAUGUUGGUGAAACGAGGUUUAGAAGUACAAAAAACUUAUGAUUUUCUCGAGGCGAAAUUGAAACGAGAAGAUGGGCAAGAAUUGGAGACUUUGGAAAAUAUUCAAGAAUUAAAUGAGGAAAAGAAUUUCGAGGCCGCAAUUGAUAUUUUCAAAAUAUCAAUACUGAAACCAGAUAUUAAAUAUGAUGCGAAUCUAUGUACUACAUUAAUACGUGCCGUUGGUCCCUUUGGUAAGGCAGAAGACGCGUUGAUUGUGUAUGAAUACAUGAUUAGAGAGGGAAUGCCAUUAACAUCAUGGACAUUUAGCAGUGUAAUUAUAGCAUACGGACGGAUUGGUGACUUACAAAGUUCACGACAAUGCUUAAAACAGUAUGAAGCUAUGUAUUCUGAAUUACCAAUACAGGAUAAAAAUGAUGUUUAUCAUAGUCUUAUUAAUGCUUGCGUUCAAUGUGACGAUAUUCAAGGUGCGAUAGAAGUGAUUGAAAAAACGAUACCUGAAGCAGGUCUAGUGUCAGAUAUGAGAACUUAUGGAAUGUUUAUUCGUAACAUAUUAAAAAAGGGUAAUUUGGCAAUUGCCGAAGAAUGGCUUCAUAAAAUGGAAUCUGAAAUUGUAAGACCUAAACCCAAUCGUCAUAUUUAUGAGAUGUUCCUGAUAGAGUAUGCGAAUUCGGGGAAUUAUCCAGAAGCAACCCGUAUCUAUAAUAAAAUGCUGAUGCGAGGUAUUUAUCCACGUUAUACCGAAUCUUCUGCUUAUCUAAAGGCUGCAAUCAAACAUGAUCCCGAGAAUAUUCCGACCUUGUUAAAUACAAUGUACGAAAAUCAACAAAUACCCGAUUCUAUUUUGACUCAACACCUGGUCAAAUAUUAUUGUGAUUUGAGUAAAUGCGGAGACGCUAUUGCCAUUCUGGAAAGAUUCUUUAGAAUUACAAAAGAAGAGAGGAAGCUUCGUCUUCCGGCAAUAAUAAGAUUGAAGCCAACCAUUCUCUCCCUAUUCGAUCACCCUGGGCUUGAAUUCAGAGAUUGGGAAAAGCUGUUACAAAUAUGGACUUAUCAUGCAGACUUUCGUCCAGAAGUUGAUACAAGAUUGAUUGAAACUUACGAGAACAUGGUGGCCGAAAAGGGAAUCGAAAACCUUGAACUUUCACCAGGAACACUUCCUUUACUCUUUAGUCUAUAUCUGGCUUUAUACAAUCGCGAUAUCGUAACCUAUUCAAAUAUAGAAGAAUUUCAGAGAAGAAUUUAUGGAAUUCAUAAUCAUGGGAAAUAUUAUGGCCAAAAACCUUCCAAAGAUCUCGUCCAAAAUGUAUAUACUAGAUUUAAUGUGGUGGAUUCAGCACUCGCUGAAAAAUGGCGUAGAAAUGCGGCGGGCCAAGAUCGUAAACCAACUGAACUCGAAACCCACAAGUCUCUCGAUUUAUUAUCCAAUUGUAAUCACACCAAAAAAAUCGAUCCUGACGCUGUUGUUGCUCAAGCUAAACAAUUAGUGGCGGAUAAUAUUUUAAUCACACCCGAACCAAUGUCAAUAAUCGUUCAGAAUUUGGGUAAAGGAAAAUACAUAAAUCAGGCCAAAGAAGUAUACGAGAUCGCUUUAGAUAUAAGUAAAAAAUGGGAGAAAACGCUCGGAGAAAAAGCAGAACUUUGGGUACAUAAUAGUAUGUUAAUUGCUUAUGCUUCGGUCGGUAAAAUCGAUAAAGCUUUGGAAAUCUAUUAUAAAAUUUUGGAGAAAGGCAAAGCUCCUUCCUCGGAUGCGUAUGCAAGUCUCUUAGUCGCUGAAACUGAUGUUUACUUUGAUGAAGCACAAGUGGCCAUACAAAUGUAUGAUGAAAUAAAAAGAUAUGGGGUAAAAUGCAACGUGUACUUUUACAAUGUGUUAAUAAGUAAACUUGGGAAAGCUCGUAAAUACGAACUUGUAUGGGACAUUUACCAAGAAAUGAAACAACGAAAUAUUCAACCAAAUGCCAUCACGUAUGGUGCUCUGAUAACAGCUUGUAUACGUGUAAGUUCCGAGGAAAAAGCAGUGGCGUUAAUGAAAGAAUGGGAAGGCUCUCUAUAUUUCCAGCCUCGGAUUGGUCCAUACAACGCGAUGAUGCAAUUCUAUAUAUGGGAUAUGCUAAACCGUGAAAAAGCUCUGGAUUAUUUCAAUUCAAUUUUACAACAUAAUUUGAAACCUAGUGAUCAUACUUGGAAAUUACUUAUUGACGCCUAUGUCUUAGUCGAGCCAUACGACAUGGAGGCUGCCCACGGUGUAUUUGAUAAGAUGCGACUACGUGGUUCACAACCAAAUGCAACUCACUUCGCAUCGUUAAUAUAUGCGUAUGGGUGCAAACAGGGUGACGUAGAACGUGCAAUUGAAAUAUUCGAUUCAAUGAGUAAACAAGUUAUGCCGAAUGAGAUCGCGUAUCAGGCAUUAUUUGAGAGUUUAAUUGACGCCCAACGAAUCCAAGAAGCCGAAGACUAUUAUACACGAAUGAUCGAGAAAGAUAACGUGAAAACGACAUCGUACAUUGAAAAUUUGUUCAUUCGUGGAUAUGGACAAUUAGGCCAAUGGGAAAACGCGGAACAAGUCUUCGAGAAUAUGGUUGACGCGUCUUCCAAAGAAAAAGGACAAGUAUUACGUGAACCGAGUACUUAUGAAGAAAUGGUGAAGGCAUAUGUAAAGAGUGGUCAGGUGGAAAAAGCGAGAACUGUCGCUGCUUCAAUGGAGGCUAAAGAUUUUCCGCCAAUUGUAAAACGGAGUGUAGCUGAUUUACUUCGAUAG